Molecule: messenger RNA, 9723 nt
Organism: Cinara cedri
Lineage: Eukaryota; Metazoa; Arthropoda; Insecta; Hemiptera; Aphididae
Source: the annotation of a GenBank genome assembly
CUAAAAUCGUUGCGGUUCUUGAAUGCCCACCAUUAAGUACUUUCCGUCGAAAAGUCUAGAGAGUCUUUGGAAUUGUUAUCCAAAAUGGACGUCAACGAUGAUUUGUUAUGACUCACCGUUUGUAUGGGUAUGUCCACUUAUCAUCCCUGAAGAAGUAAACAUUUUAUUAUCCGUAUUUUGUAUUAUGUUAUUGUGUUUGUGUUAUGAAUGUUAUAGCUAUGGUAUUUGAUGAUAUCAUCAUACCAAAACUAAUUUCCUACUUCGAUUUCCUACACGGUGUUGUGUUUGUGACUAAGUGAAUUUGUCAUUAGUGAAUUGUGAUAUUACUAUUAAUCAUAACUCCGGUGUUGACUUUCUUUAUGUGUGUAAAUUUUACUUACAAAUAUUAUUGAACAUAAUUAAAUAUUUAUACUGUGAUCAAAAAGUAAAUAAUACAAAAUGACUGAUCAGUUUGGUCCUAUUACCCUAAAAUGGGACCCUAAAAAUCUAGAGAUACGUACUAUGUCUGUAGAAAAGACUUUAGAACCUUUAGUUUUGCAAGUAAGAUUUUUAAUUUAUUUAGUUUUUUAAAGAUUAUUUUGUUAAAAUUUUAAAAUCAUUCCAGGUAACUACUUUGGUGAACACAAAAGGCACAUCGCGUAAGAAAAAAGGGCGUUCUAAAAGAGCUCAUGUCCUUGUUGCUGCUGUAGAAAAAGCUACAGAGAAUUUUAUCGAAGUUGGUGAGCAAAUUGCUUAUGAAAAUCCUGAUAUAAAACAAGAAAUGUUAGCUGCGGUUGAAGAAGUUCGAAAAACUGGUGAGUUAAUUAAUAAAAUAUAUUAUUAAUACUUGUGUAUUAAAGUCGAAUAUCAUGCUUUUCUAAUACAGAUAUUUAACUUACAUGGCUAUUUUUGUGUGUGUAUAGUGGUAGGGUGGGUAGAAAUUGCUCUGGGUCCCUUAAAAAUUGCAUAUUUAUGGGAAAUUCUAAUAAAAAGUAAUUAAAUGUCAUAAUAUAGUUUUAUAUUAUAAAUAUAUUGUUUAUUUAUGCCCAAUAUAAUUUAAUGUAACAAAUUUUAGUGACCUAGGUACUUACAUUUUUUAGGUGACGCUAUGAGUAUUGCUGCAAGGGAGUUCGCUGAAGACCCAUGUGCUUCAGCUAAACGUAGUAAUAUGGUGAGAGCUGCAAGAAAUUUACUAUCAGCUGUAACACGUCUACUUAUACUUGCUGAUAUGGUUGAUGUACAUUUAUUAUUAAAAUCUUUACGAGUUGUAAGUAUUAUUUAUUCUAAUUCAUUUUAUUGUUUGUUUGUAUAAUUAUUCUAUAAAUUGCUUGAGGUAAAUAUGUUUAAAAUCUAAUAUUGAAAUUUUAGGUCGAAGAUGAUUUAGAAAAAGUUAAAAAUGCUUCAAGUCAAGCUGAACUCCUUGAUAAUAUUAAAGUUUUUGGUCGAAGUGCUAGUGAACUUAUGAGCCAAGCCGCCAAACGUCAACAAGAACUAAAGGAUCCUCAAUUACGUGAUGAUCUUGCUGCUGCUCGUGCUAUUUUAAAAAAACAUUCUACAAUGUUAUUAACUGCUUCUAAAGUAAAAAUAAUAAAUAAUAAUUAACCAACAUUAUGCAUAGAACAGUAUAAGAAUAUUCUAUAGGUUUAUGUGAGACAUCCUGAACUUGCUGCUGCUAAAGCAAAUCGUGAUUUUGUUUUGAAACAAGUUUGUGAAGCUGUAAAUACUAUUAGUGAUGUGGCUCAAGGUCGUUCUGCAGCAAUGAAUGAUAAUGGUAAUCAAAUUUAUGAUGGCCCUGGUGAAUUGGCUGCUGCACUGGAUGACUUUGACGUAAAUAAAAAUUAUUAAUUUAUAAAAAAUUCAUUUCUAGAAUUCAAUAUUAAUAUUUAACUGAAAUUAAAAUUAAAAUAAUCUGCCAAAACUUAAAAAUUUUAAAAUAUUGUUUUUCUUGUUAAUAUCAAUUCAAUACUCUUGAAAUGAUUGAUUGUCAUUUCCAUCAACCUUUUAGCUCACAAAACUAUUUUCUUUGAUUUUUAACAUAAGAAAAAUAUAGUUACAUCAUACUUUUUCAAAUACUAUACACUAUUUGAAAGCAUUCACUUAGUUAUUAAAAUUAUUUUUGAUCUGCCUUUAAAAUGGUAUUUUGCUAAUUGCAGAAACCUUUUUAGAAAUUCUUUUUUCUUUGACAUAAUACAUGUAAAAUUUAAUGAAUAAAUUUAUUUUGAUAUUUAGUUAAGUUAAGGUAUAUUAUUGAUGUAUCUGAUACAAAAUGUAUUGAAUAUUUUUUAUCCAUUUAACAAUGUAUAGCAAAAUAAAUGUAUGACAUUGUUUGACUUUUCAGUGAAAAGUAUAUCUAUACAUAUGUAAACUUUGCAUACAUAUACAGGGUGCUCUACAGUGUUAUGCAUCAAUUGUCAAUAUUUGUUUUUUGUUUCAAUCAGAUUUUGUAAGAGGACAUAUGUAUAGAAAAAUAAAAUUUUGAUUUUCAUCCCUUAAUCACUAAAUAUUACAUUCAUAUCCGAUUAAUAGUUUUUUAUAGAAAUUAGGCGUGAAAACAAUUAAUAUUCAAUAAAAGAUAAAGAAUUACUUUACUGAUCGAUAUUCCUUAUCGUGUAACUUGUUAUUCUGUUGAAAAUUGGCUGUUUUCAUGUCUAAUUUCUGUACAGCUUUAACUAAGAAACUAUUAAUAGGAUAUGAAUCUAUGAUACAAUCAAAUUUUUAGAAUAAUAUAUUUUGAAAAUGUUAAAGAGUGAAAAAAUUAAAAUUAAAUUUUUUAAGAGCACAUACAAUACAUUAGUUUUACUUUGUUUUAGGAAAGAAUGGUUAUGGAUCCCCAUGUUUAUAAUGAAGUUCGCACUCGACCUUCUUUAGAAGAAAGACUUGAAAGUAUUAUUAGUGGAGCUGCAUUGAUGGCUGAUUCUUCAUGUACACGUGAUGAACGUAGAGAACGAAUCGUUGCCGAAUGUAAUGCUGUUCGUCAAGCUUUACAAGAUUUACUUUCUGAAUAUAUGUCCAAUGUAAGUAGUUAUUCUACAAGAAAAAAUUCUUAAGCUUGUAUUUUACUUAAAUUUAUGUUUAAUAUAAUUAAUUCAACAUUCCAUUAAGGAUUAUUAUUUUUAUGUUGGUGUUUGCAGCAACUGCAACUCCAAAGGGUCGGAAAAAGGGUAUGGUUCAUGUUAAAAAAUGCUCGUCCUUGCACUAAAAUCACUACAUUUUAGAAAUAGAUUACUUCAAUACAAAUCUAUAUUGUGUACCCAUUAAUCACUGUUGUGUGUAAUUUUACUUUUAAAGAAACCUUCACCACCUUAAGAGGAUAUUGAACAUAAGUUUGCCAUCUCUAUCUAUCUAUCUCUAUCUAUCUUACUGGAAAUCUAGUUCAAAAAAAGAGUUUGUGUACUUUCAAUAGUACACAAAAAUCGAGCAUCUUAAUCAUAUACUUUUUUUUUUGAUGCCAGAAUAAACAUGAGAAGUUGUAUUAAAUGUCUACGUUUUUUUGAAUUCAUCAAUCUGGCAAUAUUUUGUUUAAAAUAUUUGCAGUAAUAAAAUCAGAAAAAAAUUUUUUUUUAUUGUACAACUUUUAAUGGUUUUUUUUUUUUUUUUGGACAUCAAAAUCAAGUUUUUCAACCUAUUAGGCCUGAAAAAUAUUGGAAGUAUAGACACAUUUUUGUCAUAAUACCAGUUAAAUAGAUAGAGAUGAUAAAUCUACAUUCAACAUCCUUUUGAUUUAAAUCAAUCACAAAUCAAUAAUCUCCUUAGUAGUGUAUUUAAACAAUUUUGCUACCUAAAUAUUUUUUAAACAUUUAAAUUAACUUUAAUUAAUAAUAUAUUGAAAUUAAUUAUAGUUGUACUUAUAUAUUUUUAAUUAAAUAAGUAUAAUGUCUUCAAUAUUUUUGGUUAUGUAGCAAAGUUGAAAUUGUGUCAAUUGUAUUUAUUUUAUACGCACUGAAUUCUAAUUAAACAUCUUUGCAAUUUAUUUGGCAUGUUUUGAGUGAUAAUUAAAUAUUCUAUAAACCUGUGUGUAUUCAACAGUGUAUAUUAAAUUAUUGUUGAGGUCAAAAUAGGUUAGGUAGCUGAAAGGUGAUUGUGAGUUAAGUAGUAGAAUGGAUUAUAACUUUGUAUUAUAAUACUAUAUUUAUUAGCAAUGAUAAUAGAUACAAUCAAUAUACAUAGUGUGAUCAUGCUGAGGGGAUACCACCAAAUGUUUUAUUUGAUGGAUUUUGAUCAAUGUUAUAUUACGGGAUUACCCCGAGGGUAACAUUUUUGGGGGUUGCCAAAUUUUGAAAUGUAUUUCUAUGUUUUACAUAUAAAAUUAUAAAAAGAUAAAAUUACUGAAAAAUUAUCAACUUACAGUUUACCUAAAGCAUUAAUCAAAUCAAACUUUAACCUUAAUUUUCCAAAGGUUCAAAUAGCAUUAAAACAUAUUGUUUCUAUACAAAGUUUUAAGAAUAUUCUUAUAAAAUGAAGGCUAUUGUUAUUGGCUCUUAUGUCUACACAGAACUGUUUACUACAAAACAUGUUCUAAAAUAGUGUUAAUAACUUAUUUACAGCUUUAAAACCAAAACAAAAUUAUAAAAUAUGUAUAUUUUUUUCAAUAAUUUAAAAUUAAAGUUUGUGACAAACAUUAAAAAGAUUAUAUUAUUGUUAAUUAUGAAUAUUAUUUUAUUUAAUUUUUUUAGAAAUAGGUGGGGAAGUAUUUAAAGAUAACACAUUUGUUUAAAUGAUAAGUAGCAAUGCCUUUAUGUUGGCCCUAGAUUCAAAUGUGAGUAUUUGGUUUCGUUUCAAUAAAUUGCUUGAGAUACAGCUAUUUAAAGUUUGAACAAGUGUUUUGAAUUUUUCCAAAUUGUACCAAAUAUUUUUAAAUUUUUCGGAGAACAUUUUUUUUAUGAUCAUUGGUACAUAACAGUAACAGAUUAUUAGUGGAUGUUGGCCAACACCAUUUAAAAAUUAAUUUACAUAUUGUUUAUUUCAAAUUUCAAGCAGUCACUUUAAGUAUAUUGAUUCUUCUUCCAUUAUAAUCACUUGUAUUCAUAUUCAUAAUUUCAAUACCCUAUAUUUGUGCGUCUUUUAGGAUUGUUAAAUGCUUCAGAAAUGUGUGGGUGAGUAGGAUUGUGGUAAAAAGUUGAAAUUCCUAAAAGGCACAUCUUUGAUACUAAUUGAGUUUGUGUCUUAUAUAAGGCUUAUAUAGUCUCUAUUUUCUGGAAAAUUAAACCAAUUUUAUUUUUUAUAACCUACUUAUUUAGUAAGUAAUGUCCUUUAUUUAUUUAUUUUGUGUGUCUAUUAGUUCUUAUAAUUUUAAAACUUUAGCUACAUUUCUAACAAUUGAAAUAUCCUAAUUUAGGUAAGUAGUUUUGUACAAAUUGAAAUCAAUUACCACACCUAUGUUACCUUCAUGAUUCAAUUUCCUUUUAAUGCUUUAAUCAUUGAAUCUGUAAUUUGCUACAUUACAAAAUAUAAUCGAGGUUUAUAUUUAAUCUAAUAUGUUGUGUUGUUGUUCUAUUCGAAUUCACUAAUAAUGUUAAAUUCUUUUUUUCGAUUUUGCAUGAAUAAAAAUAAUACUGUAAGGCAUGUUAUUUUUUACAAUUUAGGAUUAAUUCUAUAAUUAACCAUUUGUACCUGUUGUGUUCAUGUAUUAUACAUUUGUAUAUUUAAUAGAUGAGUGUGAAAGAAACUAGUGAAGGAUUAGAACGUGCUAUUGAUCAUAUGUGCCGUAAAACCAGAGAUUUACGACGACAACUACGAAAAGCUGUUGUAGAUCAUGUCUCUGAUAGGUAAAAUAAAAUAAAUGUUUUACAGUUAAUUAGACUAAUUUGUUAUUAUAAUUUACAGUUUCCUAGAGACUAGUGUUCCAUUACUUGUAUUGAUUGAAGCAGCACAUUCAGGUGAUGAAAAAGAAGUGGAAGAAUGUGCUCUUGUAUUUACUGAACACGCUAAUAAACUUGUAGAGGUAACUUAAAUAUUUUUGGUUAAAUUGAACCAUAAUUCAUUUCUUUGAUAUACAUUUCAGGUUGCUAAUCUCGCCUGUAGUAUGUCUAAUAAUGAAGAUGGUGUAAAAAUGGUACGAACUGCUGCUGCACAAAUUGAAAAUUUAUGUCCCCAAGUUAUAAAUGCAGCUAGAGUUUUAGCUGUUCGGCCUCGUUCAAAAUUGGCACUUGAUAAUAUGGAUGUUUUUAGAGAUGCGUGGCAAGCUCAAGUCAGGUUAUUAACUGAAGCUGUAGAUGAUAUAACAACAAUAGAUGACUUUUUAGCUGUAUCUGGUAUUGAUAAUUUUUUAAAUAUUUAUUUAUUAUAAUUAUGUAUAAGAAUGUAACUAUUAUUAAAUAUUAGAGAGUCAUAUUUUGGAAGAUGUAAAUAAAUGUGUCCUCGCACUUCAAGAAGGAUCGGCUGAUCCAUUAGACAGAACUGCUGGAGCAAUAAGGGGUCGGUCAGCUAGAGUUUGUAAUGUAGUGGCUGCAGAAAUGGAUAACUAUGAACCGGGUAUUUACACAGAACGUGUUUUAGAAGCGAUUAAAGUAUUACGUGAUCAAGGUAAAGGCAACAUUUAUUUAAAAACAACCAAAUUUACUAUGAACACACCAAUAAUAAUAAUACAAUAAACAAAGCCCAUAUGACAAUUUAAUUUAGUUUUUGUUUUAAGUUAUGUCAUUUUUAUUAGAACAAAUAGUUUAGAAAGAUUGUAAUUUUUAACAGUAUUUGCUUUGUAUAUUGAUAUUUCUAUACAAUCUAAAAUCAAAAGGGUUUCGAAAAUUUGUUAGUUUUUAUAUUUAAUUAUAAAAAUAGUAUUUAUAUAUAUUAUUUUUGUUUGUUUUAGUUAUGCCCAAUUUUGCACAACGUGUCGAGUUAGCUGUAGAUGCUUUGUCAACAAAUCCUCCUAAAGAAGUAGAUGAAAAUGAUUUUAUUGAUGCUUCUAGACUUGUAUAUGAUGGUGUAAGAGAGAUACGUCGAGCUGUUCUUAUGAAUAGAGUAUGAUUUUUGUUAUAAUUUAUUCAUUUAUUAAACAUUUUUAUAAAUAAAUAAUUGAGUAAAUAUUGCAGACAGAUGAAGAAUUAGAUCCUGAAGAUAUAGAGUUUGAUGAACAUUAUACAGUUGAGACUCGUAGUAGAUGUGAGUUUAAGUAAAGUUUAAAUUUAAUUAAAUCAUAGUUAAUGUGAAUACUUGAUGUUGAUAUUUCAUUUACUAUUCUUAAAUAAAUAAAAUUAAAUACUAUAAAUUAUUUUAUAGCAAGCGCUCAUACUGGAGAACCUUUAGAUGAAUACCCAGAUAUUAGUGGAAUUACAACUGCGCGUGUACGUAUUUAGAAUUCAUUAUAUUUAAUAUUAUUUUAUUGUUUUAUAAAUAUUUUAUAGUUUUUAAUUUGUUUAAUUUUAAUAUUGAUCGUUUUUAGGAAGCCAUGAGAAAAAUGACCGAAGAAGAUAAACAGAAGAUCGCUCAACAAGUUGAAUUCUUUAGAAGUGAAAAGUUGAAGUUUGACCGUGAAGUCGCUAAAUGGGAUGAUACAGGAAAUGAUAUAAUUGUUCUUGCCAAACAUAUGUGUAUGAUUAUGAUGGAAAUGACUGAUUUCACACGGUAUACAAUUGUUAAUAUUUCUGUAUUUUUAAUCAGUUCAGUUUAGUUUAGUAGUUCACUUUGAAAAAAUAUUAAUUAAGCCAAUAUUAUUAUUAGUAUAACAAGCUAUUAUUUGUAGUUUUGGUAUUAUACUGCUUUUAGGGCAAUACAUUUCAAGUGACCCCAAUAACUUAAUACAGCCCGGGGUAUAUCCAAAAUUAUGGUAAGCGUAGGUUUUGAUUUCUAUAACAAAACUAUGACCCGAAAUAAAACACCUCUAUGCUCAAUUUUUAAAAGAAAUCUGACCACUAAUUGAGGCAAUAUUUUAUUAAAUGAUUAAUUGGGUUACAACAAAAUAUAUUUUGUUUAAACUAUACAAUUUUGAAUAAAAUUAUGCACUGCUUAUUUUUCAAUAAUAAUAAUAAUAGUAAUUUAUUCAAAUGAAUAAAACGGACAAUUGUCAAUAGUAGAGGUGAUUAAAUUGUAUUAUGCUAAACAUUAAACAAUGUACAAUAAUAAACUUAGAAUUAAUCAGAAUAAGAAUGUAAACUAAAAUAAAAUUUAAUAUAACAUAUAUUACAUAGUAUUAUUAAAAUAUUUUGUAUGAAUCAUUAAGUGAAAAAAAGAAGAAAUGGACAUCUGUAGAAAGUUUGAAAGUUCUGAAUAUAGAUAGAAAAUAGAAUAUUAAUAAUGUAAGUCAUCUUAUAUGAAAGUUGGAUGUUUAAUUAUUUUAUAUAUCUACAGUAUUUUGGUUGUUAUAUUGUUCCCUUGAUAAAUUUCUUUUUGUUAUUUAUCUUUAACUUUAUAAACCAUACAUUUUUUUUUUUUUUUUAAAUUAAUUAAAUUUAAUAUUAAAAUUAUUAAUUUUGCUCAUAUUUUAGUGGUCGAGGUCCACUAAAAACUACCAUGGAUGUUAUAAAUGCUGCAAAAAAAAUUUCAGAAGCUGGUACUAAGUUAGAUAAAUUAACUAGACAAAUUGCUGAUCAAUGUCCAGAAUCAUCAACUAAAAAAGAUUUGUUAGCAUAUUUACAAAGAAUUGCUUUAUAUUGUCAUCAAUUAAACAUAACUUCUAAAGUUAAAGCUGAUGUACAAAAUAUCAGUGGCGAGCUUAUUGUUUCUGGAGUAUGAUUUUUAUUUUCAUUUUUUUUUUAAUGCUUUGAUGUUUCAUUUAUAUUAUCUAUCUUUUAGCUGGACAGUGCCACAUCUCUAAUUCAAGCUGCUAAAAAUUUAAUGAAUGCUGUUGUUUUGACUGUUAAAUCUUCGUAUGUGGCUAGUACUAAGUAUCCUAGACAAGGAGUCGAACUUCAAAAAGUAAUUUUUGUCAUAGCAAAAACAGGCACAAUUUUUUGUAUGAAAUUGGUUAAAUUUUUAUCCUAGUUGGUUGUGUGGAAAAUGAAAGCUCCUGAAAAGAAACCACUUGUGAGGCCAGAAAAACCAGAAGAAGUUAGAGCCAAAGUACGAAAAGGCUCUCAAAAGAAAGUUCAAAAUCCAAUUAAAGCAUUGAGUGAAUUCCAAAGUCCCACUGAAUCUGUUUAAACUGUCGCUAUAUUUACUAUUUAGUUUAAUACAAUAUUUUUAAAUGUGUGUUUUAAUUAAAUUAAAUGCCAAAUAUAAAGGAAUUAACAUACAAGGCAAUAACCAAUGGUAAACAUUUAAAUUUGUUUACAUCAUAAUAUUAAAUAAAGAUUUAAAUGUUAUUUUGUUGCCAAAAUUUGAUAAAUUGAUUAAAUCAACUAUUAUAAAGUAAAUUUGCCAAAACAGUUAUAUAUUAAAAUUCAAAUAAUGGUAUAUACUAAAUAGUUGAAUAAAUUAAUAAAUAUUUAUUAUAAACUUGUGGUUUUUUUUAUUAAGAAAUAUUACUUUUUACAUUUAUACAAAUUAAGAGUAUAUAUUUUUAAAUUAUUAUUUAUACUAUCCUAGAAAUUAUUUUAGCAUUUAGUUUAUUUUUUAGAAAUUUAAUAUAAAUAUAUAUAUUUUUUUUUUUAUCAGUGUAUAAAUAUAACAAUACUUUUAAUAUCAUUUUUAUUUAAUUAAUAUCUUUAAUUAAAAUAAUUAAUUUUCUAUUUUUUUGACAAAUAAUAAUAGUCUCUUUUUGUUUAAGUUAAUACUAUUUCAUAUUAUUUGUUUUAUUUUUGAUUUUAAAUAUAUAAUAAUUAAACUAUACAAAUAUAUUGCAAUAAAUAAAAUUACUUAAAUAACAAUUGA